Magallana angulata is the source of this 4819-nucleotide messenger RNA. Its product is annotated as lysophospholipid acyltransferase 2-like. Lineage: Eukaryota; Metazoa; Mollusca; Bivalvia; Ostreida; Ostreidae. Bases 440 to 1867 code for a protein of 475 amino acids. Gene Ontology annotation, cellular component: membrane. The transcript is spliced from 12 exons. Gene Ontology annotation, molecular function: acyltransferase activity. Gene Ontology annotation, biological process: lipid modification. The record is from RefSeq and is a predicted model, not a curated record.
AAAAUUAGCUAACAAUUUACACUCAAAAAAAUGGCGAAUUAUGGGGGCCAAAUUUAACUCUAAUUCAGGCCCAGGGGCCAUCAAACUUAGACAGGCCAGGGUCUGUUUCAUUUUUACAGAAUGAAAUGGCAUAUCUGGAGAAAAGUGAGACUGAGGUCAAAAGUCUUGCGCGGAUCCAGAUUUUUUUCACAGAGAUCUGGGGGAUAAUUUUGUUUGCUGGGACGCGGGAGUGUGGCCAGGUGAGCUAAAAAAGCAGCUGUCAAAAUAUACAAUCGGGGUCGUUAUUCACAUUAUUCCGUAUCUUUGUUUACAUGGCCAUCUUAGUAUUGGAAUGCCGGGAAAUAAAUAAUUAGGCGUGUGGUGUGAGUGACGACGAGUUUGUUUGUGGUGUACUUUGACCAGAUCAUAUCCUGUAGUUGAUAUCGUUACUCUAGGCGACAUGGUGCACCGAGGAGAGUUCUACAUGGGCUCCGGGCUGUUACAGCCUCUGACUGUCAUUGGAUUACCGCUAGAUCAGAUCAACUUCCUGGUAUGUCAGCUGACCGCCCUGUUCCUGGGUUUCUACUUCAGGAAGAACUGGUCGCCCCAGAAGAUCAGCGUGGUGCAUCGCCACGCCCUGGAGAUGGCCGUCGGCUUCCUCCUGACCUUUUUCUGCUUUGGAUAUCAGGUGAUCCAUGUGGUGCUGAUGGGGUGGCUGUGUUACGCUCUGAUUCUCCAUGCUCCGCGCGACAAGUUCCACGUCCUGGUCUUUAUCUUUGGAAUGGGCUACCUCUGUAUCAUGCAUAUAUAUCGCCAGUACUACGACUAUGGAGGAUAUUCACUGGAUAUUACAGGUCCUUUGAUGAUUUUGACUCAGAAGGUGACCAGCAUUGCUUUUGCAAUGCAUGAUGGGAUGCAGAAAAAAGACCAGGACUUGAAUCCAGAUCAGAAGAUAAUGAAAAUAAAAACGACUCCCACGGUCCUGGAGUACUUCAGCUACCUCUUCAGUUUCCACAACGUCAUGGUUGGACCCACUGUGUUCUUCAACGACUACAUCAAGUUUAUCGAGGGCAGCGACGGAUCCUACCAAUCUCCAGAUAAAACUCCAACAGAGCCAAACCCAGAGGCAGCGGUCAGAGAGAAGCUGGUGGUAGCCGCGAUAUCAGGAGCGGUGAUGGUGCUGUCUCCCCUCUUCAUUCCUGUGAACUAUAUGACAGAUGAGGAAUUCCUGUACGGAACAAACUGGGUGUAUCGGAACAUGUACGUGUUGAUCUGUGUCUCUCUAGUUCGUGGGAAGUAUUACUGUGCUUGGAAACUAGGUGAAGCAGUGAAUAACGCCGCUGGUCUUGGGUUUAAUGGUUAUGAUGACAAAGGGAAUGCCAAGUGGGAUCUUCUAAAUAAUGUCAAAAUUUAUGAGCUAGAGGUAUCAAAUAGCCUCAAAGUGAAUAUAGACUGUUGGAACAUCACGACCUUGGUCUGGUUGCGGCGGGUGAUCUAUGACCGGGUGCCCCCCAAGUACCGCACUGUGUCAACCUUUAUGGUCAGUGCCCUGUGGCAUGGGUUCUACCCAGGGUACUAUAUAUGUUUCACAGGGGCUGCACUAUGCACCGUGGCAGCCCGCCUGAUGAGGAGAAACGUCCGGCCAUAUUUCCUGGAUUCCCCGGACAAGAAGGCCGUGUAUGAUGCCGGCACCUUCUUCUAUACGAGAUUCACCAAUGUCUACCUGGCCUCCAAUUUCUGCCUGCUUGAAUUAGUUCCAUGUUUAACUUUAUUAUGGUCUCUCUUUUUCUGGAUUCACCUGAGUGCAAUAGGUGUGAUUGUUUACUUUACAUAUCUACAUCCAAAAAAGAAAUCGGACACGAAGGAGAGAACGGAGAAGUCGCAGUAGUUAGUUCCUGAUGUGAGAGGUUGUGAAUGCUGAACUGUAUCACUGUGUGUGACCCGUACAGUUCUGAUGAGAAACUUGUCAUAAUUAGUUAUUAAUUGGUUGUUUAUGAGUUGAUGUGAAUGUGAGUUUGACUGUUUUGUCUAGUAUUAGUUGUAUUUUUGAUGUUGAGUUGUUUACUUAUGUCAAAGAACAGAAAGCUGUUCUGGAGUUUUUCGUUCCAAGAGAGAAAAGGAGUUUUUUUUACAGCAGUUUUUUUAUGCUAGAAAUGUCCAAAGGUGGAAUGACUGGGUUCUUAUUGAUGGUAGAAUUAGAGAAGACUAAGAUAAAAUGUCAUGGAAUAUAAUCAAACUCAGGGAAGAAAGUCUAUCCAGUUCAAAUGUCCUGAAAAUCUUGGUAGGUUUGGGUGUAUUUAUUUGUAAGUUGUGAACGUACAAACAAUUAUUUUGAUGAUAUGAUGUAAUGAGUUAUUUGAUGGACUUAUCUUCAAAGGAAAACUAUACUUUAUUAAUAGAUAUAUUGAAUGCUCUCAGGAUAACUGGGUUCAUGAAACUUGCAUGUAUAAUGAUAGAGCUUACAAAUUUAAAAUUUGUGGAAAACAUUUAAACCCAGAAUUUUGGUUUCUUCUUUUCAAAAAGCAUGUGUCAUUUUAUUCUGUGCUUGGUUCCCUUGGUUGCAACAUGUUUUUUUGUCCUCCAAAUCAAACAGUACAGCUUCUGAUAUUGAAAUGUGUAUAUUUUGUUUUGUUUUUAAAGGCUUCAAUCAAAUGCUUUACAAGUAAAUAUGUGAUUAUCAACCAAAGCUUUGAUCAAAAUCGGCCAUUUACCUCGUAUCAAGCUUAUAUCUGAACAACAAUGGAACUCAUAUUAAGUGUAUGAAGAAUUUGUUAUAAACCUACAGGUUUAUUUGAAAACAUUUUUACCACAUAAAUAUUAAUAGUUCUAAUUAAAGAUGACCUAGACUAAUAUUUAGUACUUACAGGUAACAGGUUGGAUAACUUGCCCACAUUGUCAGAAUGUCAAAAUAUUGUCCAAGAUGGAUAUACAUGUAGAUCCAUAUAGCAACUUUUUGUAGGCCCAUUUUUAUGUGGCAUUUGGCUCUACCUUACUGAUUACUUUUCACACAGUAAUAGGCUCUCUAUGGAGUUUUUUUUUCACAUAAAUAGUCUGGAUAUCAACACUAAAUCAACAUUUCAGUGGUUUUCUCAAAUCUACUCUUUACGAAACAACAAAAAAAAAUUAUUUCUGAGACUACUAACUGAUCCAUAACAAUUAUUGCUCAGUACUUCUCUUGGACAUACAACACAGACUGGGUCAACCUCUCAGAGAGUAGUGGAAUUAGAGGCUCAACUGAAAUGUAAAAUGUUUAGAUAUACAUGUAAAAUCUAUUAUGUUGUUUUAUUAUUAAUUAAAUAUGAAGUAGUCAGAGUAUGAUCAACUGUACAAUCAUAUAGACUCGCCUAAGUAUUACUUUCAGAUAAUAGGCUCACAUCUUGAGUGUUAACUCCCUGAUAUAUAUAGGCUCAAUAAGCAUUGCUUGUUAAUGGUAGUACCUUGAGUAUUUUUACAUGUUCAUCACCAAAAAUGUGCAUUAUUUUUGUCAUCUUUACAAUGUUAUAUUGUAUGUUGGUUUCCUAACUUUGAGUACAUUACUUCAAUUGAUCAACAUUUGUUUUUUAUUUAUGCCCCUCUUCGAAGAAGGGAGGGCAUAUUGCUUUGCUGCUGUCUGUCGGUUUGUUCACAACAAUUUCCGUUCAUUUUCUUUGCAGAGGAUGCACAUAUUGAAAUGAAAUUUAGUAUACAGGUCGAUCAUGAUAAUAUCCAAGUAAAGUUUGAUUUUGGGUACGGUCAAGCAAUUUUCAUCAGAGUUAUGCCCCUUGGAUGUAGAAAACUUCCAAUUAUUUGCAGUUUCCGUUUAUUUUCUUCGCAGAGGAUGCACAAUUGAAAUGGAAUUUGGUAAACAGAUUAUUCAAAAUAAUAAUUAGGUCAAGUUUAAUUUUACAAUCAAGCAUUUUUUGACAGAGUUAUGUGCCUUGGACUUAGAAAAAUUUCAAUUAUUUGCAGUUUUUCCGUUCAUUUUCUUUGCAAAUGUGUAAGUUAUUUGCAGAUGCUUCCAGGGGAGGGGGCAUAUUGUGUUUUACAAAUAGCUCUUGUUUUUUCUGUUUUCUUUUUUGUUUUUGGUAAUCAUGCUGUACGUUAGGGGUUAGUUUUAAAUAACCUUAUUUUUAAAUCAACUGUCUGGAAUAAAAAGUUUGGAUUAUAACUGCCACACCUUAUCCCUGCCUGUCAGAGGGAGCGCAUUUCAUGUAAUGCUUGAAUGUUUACAGGUAACUGAGGAUACUCCGUGAAUAUCUAGUCUAAACACCAGGCGCUGCAAUUUUCUAUGCAGGGAUUUAGGAAUAGGAAAUAUAUUAUUAAGCUUUUUAUUUAGCAGAUAAAAAUAUGGCAUUUGAUCCGAUAGUUAUGUUCUGUAAAGUUGGGAAGUGGGUAACUUUUUUUGAUAUUAUUACCCAUAGGAAACUGUUAUAAAAUUGGCGUUUUUGUCCAUAGAAACAAACAAUUUCUAUCAAACAGUUUAUUAAAUACAAAAGGGAAAGGUUAUUUCAAUUGGGUUACGUUUUUGUCAAUCGUUAUUUGUAAUUUUUGUACAAAAAAACAUUUUUUUAAAGAUAUUAUGAAGCAAUGACGUAUUUCUUUUUUUUCUUCGAAAUAUUCCUUGUAAGUUACAUAAAAAAUGACAUGACAUAAGUGGAGAAGUGCUAAACGUGUUUAUAUAGUAUACCUUACUCCGUUAAAACCAGGUAUUGAGUGAAUCUGACAUUGUGUGUCUUAAUUAGAGGCGUGUGUUGAUAGUGUUGAUUAAUGAUCUGUGUUCAUUCCGUGGCGUUAGUGACUGCAAUAUUUUGUGUUACUUACAUAUCAAAGCAGAAAAAUAAACAUUUUUUUCUGAAUGCAU